AUGGAAAAUAAUACCAUCAUCAAGACAUCUUUGGAUCCAAGAUCUACAUUUGAUAAAUAUGAGAAGAGACCCUUAAUCAAUGCAGUGACUACAGAAUCAUAUGAACCUAAACCACAAGCUCAUAAUUCAAAAAUUAUUAUUGAAUCUAUCAUACAUGGCUUUGAUAAUUUUCGCAAAUUUAGCAGAUUUUACGCAUUUAUGGGCCUUGUGGCAGGCUCAUUUUUUUCAUCACUCCUUGCCGUGGACAAUCUAUCACAAUUAUUUCCAACUUUUUUUAAUGGCUAUUUACAGUAUAUUGUACCACACUUCUUCAUGCAUCUCUAUAUUGUUGGAUUGAAUCAAUUAGCUGAUCUUGAAAUAGACAAGAUUAAUAAGCCAUAUCUUCCUUUAGCAUAUGGAGAAUUUUCUUUCACAAAUGGAGUUAUAACUGUGGCAUCAUUUUUAUUUCUGAGCUUUGGAUCUGCUUGGAUGAUAGGAUCAAAACCAUCGCUUUGGUCUCUUCUUGUCACUUUUGUGCUAAUGACAGCUUAUUCCAUUAAUUUACCUUUCUUAAGAUGGAAGAAAUCUACAACACUUACCGUAAUGGCUCAUGCAAUUGGGAUGACUACAUCAUUCAAUAUUGCAGCUUUUAUGCACAUGAAGACCUUUGUGCUGAAGAAGGCAACUACAUAUCCAAGAUCCCUAUUUUUGGCUACUGUUGUGAUGGCAAUAUUUUUUGCGGUUGUAGCAAUGGCAAAGGUAUUUUGGUUUUGUGUUUCACUUCUUGAAAUUGCUUAUGGAGCUGCUAUUCUAAUUGGAGCAUCAUCUCCUUUUUUAUGGAGUAAACUUUUUACGACUUGA
Molecule: messenger RNA, 840 nt
Organism: Arachis duranensis
Lineage: Eukaryota; Viridiplantae; Streptophyta; Magnoliopsida; Fabales; Fabaceae
Product: naringenin 8-dimethylallyltransferase 2, chloroplastic-like
Exons: 9
Coding region: 1-840 (279 amino acids)
Cellular component (GO): membrane
Molecular function (GO): transferase activity, transferring alkyl or aryl (other than methyl) groups
Source: RefSeq, a predicted model, not a curated record